Molecule: messenger RNA, 1784 nt
Organism: Polypterus senegalus (gray bichir)
Lineage: Eukaryota; Metazoa; Chordata; Cladistia; Polypteriformes; Polypteridae
Exons: 5
Coding region: 137-739 (200 amino acids)
Source: RefSeq, a predicted model, not a curated record
CAUCGAAGAUGACAUAUUUGAAGCACGUUCAGAUUUGUAUGGGAUCCGCACAUGAAAGUUUUCUUCGUCUAUAAUUUCUUGACUGUUUUUUACUUGUUACAAGAUACCAAGAAGAUACACCCAGACUGGUUUUGUAAUGGGAAGAGUGUGGAUUUACCCUUUCAUUCAGUUUUUUUCUUUUCUUUUUGGAAUUUUGGCAGAAGAUAUGAAGUGUGAUUACCACCCAAAGAACAUCAUCAAGGACGGCCAAGUUGUGCUAUGUUGUUACACUUCUGCACUGAUUGAUAAUGAUAUGAAACACCUCAUCUGCAACAAAAAUAAUGAAACCUUUCUUCACAUUUCUGCCAAUCAUUUGGGCAAUAAACAAAAAAAAUCACCAAAAUAUGAAGUGAAUAAAGAUGAAAUCAAGCGUGGAUACAUUUACAUAACCAUCAAUAAUUUUAAUGAAUCUGACUUUGGGAAAUAUUGCUGUAUUAUAAAGUUUCCAGAAAGUUUCCGUCAAAACUGUGGAGAAGGUGAUGUCAUUAUACAGGACAACAGUGAACAAGACCAAGAAAGAUGUACAAAGUCUGAUGCUUUAAUCACCAGCAGCACAUGUGAAGUGGUCCAGGAGUGUAAUAGAAACAGGAAUAACAACAAAGCUUCACUCGCAGAUCCACAGAAUAACAGUACUAAAGAGAAGAGAAAUCUUUCUGCUGCCACAAUACUGUGCAUCGUGCUUCUGCUCAUUCUUUUCUGAAAGGAUGAAAUGAUGAAGGUUAUAAUCAUGCUUUUUAGAACGAAAACAAGCAACUAAAUUGAACUACAUUGUGGAUGUUAAAACGAGAUGCUGAGGAUACUCUGAAUUGAAGGACCUGUCAUUGUUUCAUAAAGUACACAAAACUCAUGUGGAGGAAAUUCAGAUAUUUCUACUGACUUCCAAUGAAUUAAAGCUCUGAAGGUGGUAACUUGUGCAUUUUUUGAAAGUAAGCACGCAAACAUAUAUACAUACAAUCAGUGGUGAAGUAUGAAGUAAACACAUCUUUCACUUGUGCUACAUUCUCUACUUUGUAAAUGGGUGAUGUUUCUCAUACAGUUUUAGACACUUUACAGACUGAUACACGGUAUAUAUUAUGUUAUUAAGUUUAUGCCAGUCACAAUCUAAUAAGUAGACCACAAAUAAUUCUCAUGUAGUGAGCUGCUCUUAAGUGGUGUUCAGAUCUUCUGCCAAAUCCUCUUUGGUGCUCAGGAUGCUAAGACAAAGGAAGCCUGUGAAUGACCAGUGUGGCUACCUGCUCCUGCCCUUAAUUGUAUCUUUUAUUCCUGUGAACUUCUGUAGCAUUUAGUGUUCUUGGGCUGUCCCUGCUUGUUCACUUUUACAAUAUGGAGUCUUCUGAAUGGUAUGACUGUAGCAUUAACAUCUGAACACACUUGCCCUCUUAAGCAUUAUACGUUUUUUGGGUCCAUAUUGUCACAUGUACAUAGUACGGUGAAAUUCUUACUUGCAUGUAUUAAUCAACAUGAAACACGAUAUGAUUAGUGAGUAUAACCACCUUACCUUGGAACCUCUCUCUUCUUUAUUUGGAAAAACUCUGAGCAAUAUUUUGCUGUGUACAUGUGCCAACUCUAUUAUUAACACUUUGUGUAUGCUGUGAAACUGUUUUUAAUUACCUUGUUUAAUUACUCACUUCUCUGUUAUUUAAUUGUCCUCCUGUUUGUAAUUGCUAUCACAGUUUAUUGGAUGUUACAUGUUUUACUUGUACUACUCAUAUGGAAUAAGGAUUGAUUGGCUGGCCAACACGUUA